Messenger RNA from Trachemys scripta elegans, 3554 nucleotides. RefSeq names its product EF-hand calcium binding domain 14 (gene EFCAB14). The coding region runs from base 111 to 1604 and encodes 497 amino acids. NCBI's taxonomy places the organism in Eukaryota, Metazoa, Chordata, Testudines, Emydidae. The record is from RefSeq and is a predicted model, not a curated record. The transcript is spliced from 11 exons.
CGCGGAGCCGCCCCACGCUGGAGCGCCGGGGCCCGGCGGCGGUGCUGGGAGUCGGGUACCAGCCCCCGGCGCCCCCCGCCGCCGGGGCCCCGCUGACCCCGCCCAAGAGGAUGAAGAAGCGCAAGGAGCUCAACGCGCUCAUCGGCCUGGCCGGCGACGGCCGCCGGAAGAAGCUGCCCAAGAAGGGGUCGGGCCACCGGCUGCUGCGCACCGAGCCGCCCGCCUCCGACUCCGAGUCCAGCUCCGAGGGCGACGAGGACGAGUUCGGGACGCCGGGCACCCGCUCCCGCUUCGCCAAGGGAGAAUACCUGCGAUGCUGCAAGUUCUGUUAUCCACUAUGUGCUUUUGUCAUUCUGGCUGCUUGUGUGGUAGCUUGCGUUGGCUUAGUAUGGAUGCAGGUUGCCCUCAAGGAAGAUCUGGAUGCGCUAAAGGAAAAAUUUCGAACUAUGGAAUCUUACCAAAAAACAUCAUUCCAAGAGAUCCCCAAAUUAAAUGAAGAUCUGCUUGAUAAGCAAAAGCACCUUGAGAAAAUAGAGACUGGAGACAUGGGACUAAAUAAAAUUUGGAUAAAUAUCACUGAGAUCAAUAAACAGAUAUUGUUUUUGACAUCAGCAGUAAAUCACCUCAAAGCCAACAUCAAAUCUGCUUCUGACUUGAUUACUCUUCCUGUUACUGUAGAGGAACUUCAGAAGAGCGUAGCUACUAUUGGUAGCACUCUAACCAGUGUGGCUCAUGAUGUUGAGACUAUGCAGGCGGCGAUUGACGAACACAAGAAAACCACAGAGAGGCUCCAGAAUGAUUUGAAUGAAUACAUUAAAGAAAAUGGAGAAGAACAGGUAUCUUCACUUUCCGCCACCGCCAGUCCAAGAAUUAGCAAUAGAAAUCAGACGGAGAAUUGUAAACAGGAUAACCAGUUCCUGCACGCCAAGGUAGAAGAGAUAAAUGCUUCCUUAGUGGCGUACCAAAAGCUCAAUGAUCUAAAGCUUCUAAGUAUGGAUACAGCAAUCAGUAAUAUAACUCAGAGGCUUACAUGGCUAGAAAACUCUGUGGUUGCUGUGAAUACGUUGGAAAACAGGGCGAAUUUGUCCAUUAGUGCGGUGGGUAAUACAACUACCUCCCCAAAAGUGGAAAGUCAAGAUCAACCAGAGAAUGAAACUGCUACAGAAAAAGCACAGAAUGCAAAGAAAAUAGAAAAUGUAGAUCCUCAGGUAUCAAAACUAAGAGAGAAGCUUCAGCUGAUCAAUGCUCUCACAAGCAAGCCAGAAAAUGAAAGAUCUCUUGAGGCAUCAAUAAAAGGUGGAAAAAUGCAGACUGCUACAUCAAAGCCUACAAAUCUUCCAAAACUUUUAUCAAGAUCACUUGGAGUCAAGAUGGAGAGAAAUGGACACCCAAGACGCUUGUCGAUACCAGGAAUUGCCACCAUAAAAGAUCUUCAGGAUUUGUUUGAAAAGACAGAUCAAGGCAUUGGUGGAAAGCUAUCCUAUGAAGAUCUCCAAACUCUGGUUGGCUUGGCAAUACAAGAGCCACAGAGCUAUAAGGAAUUUGAUACAGACGGGGAUGAAAAAUACUCAUUACCAGAACUGAGAUUAGCUUUAGGUGUAUAGCAUAAAUAUUUAGAAAUGCAGUAUUGAUGAACUUUACUAUAGCUACUGAAAACUGCAAAAGCUACGUCUGCACUUUGCCCAACGUCCUUCAAAUAUUUGGAGCUAACUUUAUGUACAUGUUGCCACCUUUUUAAUUUGCAUUCUUUGGAUAUAUUGAAAGAUUUUUUUUAAAGGGUUUCAUCUAUGGCAUAAUGUUAGGAAGUUCCUUCAAAAUUCCAGGAAGAUCAUAAACUCAAACUGUUAGGAAUCCUCAGCCAACAUUUUCUUUCCCUUUAAGGGGCAUUCUUGUGUUUAAAUUGGAACAUGUGUACAUCUAGACAAACCCAUGUUUUAUAUUUCACAUAAAUUUGCCUUAAAUUAGAGAGCUGCACUUUAUAUAGAGCCAGAAGAAAUCUGUCUUUAAAAGGUAGGCCUUUUCUGCUUGUAAAUAUUUGAAAUAGAGUAAAUUAUGCAUAUUUUAGGGAGGGGGGCGUUUUCAGGGCUGUGUUGAUGACCAAGCUGGUUUCUAAACCAUAAUGCAGGAUAGUCUGAAGGCAGAGGGUAUUUCAGUUUCCACUUGGAUUUGAAUGGCCAGUGCAUCCGGGGAUGGUAUUUGAGUUCAAACUGAGGCAGAUGCAAGGCAUGAUUUCGCAUGCCAUCCUACAGAGGGCUUUCAUUUUAAGAGGCAAGGAGUGAGAAAUGUAUUGUUUUGUUUUACAUCCUGAGCCCAUCAGAAUAAUGACAUGACUGGGACUAGGUAAGGUAGCUGUUUAUGACCCAGUUCAGUGUUUCCUUUUAACUCUGUUGCAUCCAGGGUUAUAAUUUGUGGGAGGAGGGUGGCUAUAAGGAGGAAGCUAUUGGAACAUUUUAAUUGACUCUUAGUUUAAAGCAAGCUUGUCCCCUGAAGCUGCUGCUGGCUGCCAUCUUGACAAGGUAACUUGCACCCCUAUUACGCUCCAUGUAUCUGGCAAGCUCACAAGUGUGAUAAUGGUCUCCCUGACUGGGGUUGGUGUUAUUUUUAACAGAGCUGACACUCCCAGUUUCUUCCUUCUAAUAUUGUUUCAUGUUAUUAGUCUACCCAAGACCAAGAGCAGUUUGUUUCUAAACAAGCCUCUUUGUGCUGCAGUGUCACCAACAGGAUGGGAAAGCCUACAAUAAAGAGAACUUGGAUGCAGUUUCCUUGCUGCAUGAAUGUUCAUAGUUCUUAGGGUCUUAGACAACUGUGCAUUCCUCUCAAAGGGGGACAAAAGGCAGGUGCAGGGUAAGAUUGUACAACAUAUAUUUUUUUAUUGAUGAGUGCAAUAUAAAUUUUCUUUACUAUAGGUACUGCUUUGAUCUUGAAACAAAUAUCCACACCCAAAAAGAACAUACUAAUAUGUUCAUAUUAUAAAUAUUAUGAAUCAACUUGAAGACCGCAAUAUCCAGAAACUUUUUCUGGAACAUACAAAAAGGCUUUUGCAGAACGUUGUCUCCCUCAGGCCAGAUCAGGGACAAAUUAGACUUUAUACAAAUUGUUUCAUUGGCCACAAGCAUAAUUCAUAGCUCUUUUUUUUUAUGGUCAUUUAAAUAUUGAUUUAGUGGACUGUAAAAUAUACCGAUGGUCUAUUGACAUGGGUUAUCUGGAAGUCUGUUCAUAGUGUAGUUUUAUGUAACUUUGAAUGGGAUGCUUAUAAUUUUACAAGGAAAUAUUCUCUGGAAGUAGUCAAAUCCGUGAAAGGUUUAGCAAAAUGGAACCCUUUCCUAGGUUAUCUAGUCUGUUUCACCAUCACUCUUACUGUCCUGUUUUGGGCAUGUUUGCUUUGCCCAACAGGGAGAUGCUUUCAUUGAUGUGAAGUUUUGAAAUGCAGUAUAACCUGGCUUCUAAGGCAAGUAGAAGUCAACACUCACUGCUUUUGACCAGUUUCCACACCCCUUUUAUACACUUCUGUAUAAAUCCCUUAACCAAAUAAAAAUUCUAGCAAUAAAAAAUAA